Molecule: messenger RNA, 1348 nt
Organism: Podospora pseudocomata
Lineage: Eukaryota; Fungi; Ascomycota; Sordariomycetes; Sordariales; Podosporaceae
Gene: UBC6
Product: Ubiquitin-conjugating enzyme E2 6
Exons: 3
Coding region: 225-1025 (266 amino acids)
Source: RefSeq, a predicted model, not a curated record
GUGGGCCUGUCAGCCGCAACCCUCUCUUUGCCUUCGCCCUCCAACUUUGAUUUCGUCACCCACGCUGCCACAAGCCUUUUAUCCCCAGCCAACGUCCAGCGCAUUCAACACUCUGCGCGCCCCUUUCUCUGCAGUUUUGGGCCGUUUCAGCAACUACACUGUCUCUCUCUCAGCGCACCGUCACCGCCCGCCCGAUCAGCCACGUCCCUCAUUCCUCGUUCAAGAUGGCCAGUCGUGCAGCGCACAAGCGCUUAACGCGCGAAUACAAGAGCAUCUCUGAAAACCCACCUCCGUACAUCCAAGCCCACCCCUCGGAAACCAAUAUCCUGGAGUGGCACUAUGUUAUUACCGGUCCUGAGGACACCCCCUACCAUGGCGGCCAGUACUGGGGAACCCUGAUUUUCCCUCCCAACUACCCCUUCGCCCCACCAGCGAUCCGUAUGCACACCCCCUCCGGCCGGUUCCAACCGUCAAGCCGUCUCUGUCUUUCCAUCUCGGAUUUCCACCCACGAUCAUUCAAUCCGGCCUGGGAGGUAUCGACCAUUCUGAUCGGCCUGCUUUCGUUCAUGACAUCAGAGGAGAUGACCACUGGGUCGGUGUCGGCUACCGAGGCCGAGAGGAGGAUGUAUGCCGCGCGAUCUCGGUGGUGGAACUCGACAGGGGGCGGCUCGCACUUGAAAAGAGACAGCAAGGCUGGUAAAGGCAACAUCAAGGCCGGGGAUGGCGGUCUCAAGUUCAAGUCGGAAUGGCCAGAAAUUGACGCUGAAAACUGGGCGUGGAUGCGAGAAAACAAGAUUGAUACGGCUACGGGGAUGAAGAUGGUUGAGGCGAACCCUGCUUCUUGUGGGCCCCAGCUCGGUAUUGCUACCGGGAGCGGCCACCAAGCCCAUGCGGUGGUGGAUGCUGUCAUUCAGCAACGAGAAGCAGGGCAAGGUUGGCUUCGCAACAACAAGAUGCUGGUGGUUGGAGGCAUCAUCUUUAUUUAUGUUCUGAUUGCACGGCUACUAGGUGAGGGCACUCUAUGAGUCUUGCAAAGAGGUUGGCGAGUUGGAUGUUGGUUCGGGAAUGCAGCGAGGGCCAUUUAGGCAGGGCGGAUGGUCUCUUUAACACUGGAUUACCAUGUUUUUUAAUUGGGUUUCCUCAUCUUGGGCCAAAGAGUUAUGUUUCUCAUUAGGCUUUGCUCAAACUGUACUUCUAUGCGGGAAAUGGAAGGGUUUCUAGGCUUUCUGCUCGGCACAUUUCGGCGGUAUGUUCAUUUGUAAUAUGGCUUUCAGCAAAGUAAACAACACACAAAUACGUAAGGCAGUUGUUGGUAGUGUAUCUAAAGAUCAUACCAUUCUUUUCUACU